AUGUAUGAGAAGCUUUCUCGAACACCUCUUACACGCACCUAUCUGUCCCAGGUGGAGUCUGAGCUGGCCCGGGCUAAAGCCUUACUCCGGCAAUUUAUGCCAGAACGAGAGCCGGAUAGUUCUCAUAGAGAUGAGCCUUUCGACUACACUGAGCCAGGUACAGAGGAUCAGGCAGCUGACGGAAUGCACCUCCCGCACUUGGGUUCGGCCUCUCGACAAGACAACAUUCAAGUACAGGAUGCACGCACGACAGGACUUGAGGAGAAUGGAUCAUCACUGAGUCAGGCAGAUAUUAGCCGCGAAGCCAUACUCCGUCCCGCCCGUGAGGAUCAGCGGCCCUGUAUUCAUGCCGGGACAUCUGCUUUAAUGGAUCCGUCCCAGAUCGUGCAUGCAUCGCGGCGGACUGAUCGCACUAGCUCCAUCCCUCGAUCAGUAAGGACCCCAGCUCUCUCAUUGGAAACGCCUCCAUCGUCGAGCAACUUCGAAUGGGACGAACGAACCGGGGCUGGAAAUGGGGACCGGUUUGUGGACGGGAUGGCCAGUUUGACGAGUAAAUCGAACGAAGGAGGAUACCUGGGAUCUGCAUCUGGUGCUGCCCUUCUGCGUUUGACCACUACUCAAUCCACAGAGGACAUCCAUCCCGACAGUGCAGAUGUGCAAGGCAACUAUCACCGUCCCUCAAGCAUCACCUUUACACCUGCUUCAAUGUCACAGUUGGAGCCAUUUAUCGACUCAUACUUCAGUCUCUACCAUUGCUCAUACCCGAUAGUCCAUGAAGCGACCUUCCGUGCACAGUUUAUGGAGGUUAUUCCUCGACCGUCUGGUAGCACGUGGCAAGUGCUUCUCUUCGUGGUGGCCGCCAUAGGUGCUUUCGCCAGUGCAACCCAACAGACAGACGUUGACCUUGCGCUUUUUGAAGCCGCGAAGGCGAGACUAUCAAUUGACGUGCUCGAAUCAGGAAACCUGAUACUCGUACAGGCUCUGACCCUGAUCUCCAACUACCUGCAGAAACGGAACAAGCCCAAUUCUGGCUAUAAUUAUAUGGGUCUUGCACGACGAGUUGCGAUGGGGAUCGGCUUGCACAAGGAAUUCCCAACAUGGGACGCUAGUUUACUGACACUUGAGAUGAGACGGAGGGAACAAAGGGCAUCCCUGACCCUGCACAUGAAACUACCAUAUACACCCAUCUCAGGGCACAAGCGACAUUUCACCAGGCCACCAGCCAUAUAUAUUUAA
Aspergillus terreus NIH2624 is the source of this 1236-nucleotide messenger RNA. RefSeq lists its product as uncharacterized. The coding region runs from base 1 to 1236 and encodes 411 amino acids. Lineage: Eukaryota; Fungi; Ascomycota; Eurotiomycetes; Eurotiales; Aspergillaceae. The record is from RefSeq and is a predicted model, not a curated record. Gene Ontology annotation, cellular component: nucleus. Gene Ontology annotation, molecular function: zinc ion binding; DNA-binding transcription factor activity, RNA polymerase II-specific; RNA polymerase II cis-regulatory region sequence-specific DNA binding. Gene Ontology annotation, biological process: positive regulation of transcription from RNA polymerase II promoter by galactose; DNA-templated transcription. The transcript has 3 exons.